This is a messenger RNA of Mesitornis unicolor (brown roatelo), 231 nucleotides long. It is a transcript of the gene LYRM2, whose product is annotated as LYR motif containing 2. Bases 1 to 231 code for a protein of 76 amino acids. Gene Ontology annotation, cellular component: mitochondrion. The transcript has 3 exons. The record is from RefSeq and is a predicted model, not a curated record. NCBI's taxonomy places the organism in Eukaryota, Metazoa, Chordata, Aves, Mesitornithiformes, Mesitornithidae.
AUGCCUUCGUUCCUGAGGCGGCAGCAGGUUCUGCAGCUGUACAGGAAGAUCCUGCGGGCCAUCCGUGAGGUCCCCACUGAAGCAGAUCGCUGCUAUUUAAAGGACUGGGCCCGGGAGGAAUUUAGGAGAAAUAAGGAUGCUACAGAAGAGGAUGCGAUCAGGAUGAUGAUUACUCAAGGCAACAUGCAGCUUCAGGAACUUCAGCGAGCACUUAAGCUGGCAAAAUCCUGA